AUGCUGCGCUGUGCAAAACUUGGAGUGCCUCUAAAUAAACCGAUGUUAAAACGAAUUAUUCCUCCACUGUUGAAAGAAAAAGGUCUUUCAGUCGAGAAACAACGUUUUACGGAGGACUGGCACUAUGGCUUUUUAAAGCGUCACCCAGAAAUUAAGAAGCGCAUCUCUCACAGUGCAAACCGGAAGAAAUCUCGGGAAUGGACCGUAAAAAACCGCCAGGGAUGGCUUAAGAAGCUAAGCGAGCUGCACAUGAGCGGAUAUCUGAGCGACCCUCGUGGUAUCUGGAACUUUGAUGAGUCCGCAUUUCAAGUGGCAGAGCGAGUUACUUCGGUUUAUGCAGAAAAAGGGACAAAGGAUGUACUCUCUUAUUUCGAUGGUAACGACAGAGAGCUGGUUACUGUUUUGGCUGGCGGAAACGCUGCGGGAGAGAUUAUGAGACCGUUAAUCCUGUUCGAUGGCAAAGUGAUGAUGGCUUCUCGACUGGACGGAACUGAUGAUCGCUGUUAUGUCGGUGUAAACAAUUCAGGGAUUAUGGACACGGAAACAUUUGUUAAUUACCUCCGACGCGUAGUCAUUCCUGCCAUGACAGCAGAUAAGAAUGUUAUCUUCUUGGAUGGUCAUAGUUUCCACAUGCUGAACGAUGAGUUCAUUCACGAGUGUUUGAUGUCGGAAAAAGAUAUUACCGUAGUGAUUUUGCCCUCUGGACAGACUGAUAAAUUGCAGCCCAUGGACAUUAAAGUUUUCGGACCUGUCAAAAAGUACUGGCGGGAUUAUUUGCGUUUGCAGCCACUCCUAUUGGACGAAGCGAUAUCCAAGCAGAAUUUUGCGAAACACUUGAUGGCAAAAUGAAACGAUUUCAACAUGCCGUCAAAUAUCAUUUCCGGUUUUAAAGCAUCGGGCAUUUUUCCUUAUAAUCCGGAGAACGUUUGUCGUGCUGUGGAUGGGCCCAACGAUGAUUUAAA
Molecule: messenger RNA, 962 nt
Organism: Paramacrobiotus metropolitanus
Lineage: Eukaryota; Metazoa; Tardigrada; Eutardigrada; Parachela; Macrobiotidae
Exons: 4
Coding region: 1-849 (282 amino acids)
Cellular component (GO): nucleus
Molecular function (GO): DNA binding
Source: RefSeq, a predicted model, not a curated record